GAAAGUGAACUUUGUCCCGAGAAGGAGAAAGGAACAUUCCCUGAAAAUGGAAAAAGAACCAUCUGUGGAAGCUCUAACAUCUGCCCAAGAGACCAUCAUCAAAGAAGAGACCAUCACUCAAAGAAAAUGGGUGAAGCUGGACCAAACCACUUAUGUUGAUCCAACUGGUCAAACAAGAAUAUGGGAAUCGGUAAAACGUACUACCAGAAAAGAAGGAGUUUCUGCCGAUGGUGUGGCUGUUAUUCCGGUGCUGCAGCGAACUCUCCACUACGACUGCAUGGUCUUGGUGAAGCAAUUCAGGCCUCCCAUCGGAGCCUUUUGCCUGGAAUUCCCUGCAGGUUUAAUUGAUGUCAAUGAGACUCCCGAGAUGGCUGCCUUACGUGAACUGGAAGAAGAAACGGGUUAUAAAGGGGACAUCCUUGAAUGUUCUCCAGCUUUGUGCUUAGAUCCUGGCCUGACAAACUGUGCGUCACACAUUGCGACCGUCACUAUCAACGGAGACCUCCCUGUUAAUCUGAAGCCGAAACAAAAACCCGAGGAAGGAGAGUUUGUGGAAGUUGUCACGCUGCCAAAGAAUGAUUUAAUGCAGAGAAUUGAAGAGCUGGUGGCCGAGGAGCACCUGAUUGUGGAUGCCAAGCUGUACGCUUACGCACUGGCCCUGAGGCACGCUUCGGACCAGCCCUUCCAGAUGCCCUUCAUGAAGUUCUAGAAGUCCCCGUCCUAGAACACCCAAGACCGAGAAUUUGCCUCCGAAUAAUGCAACUGAGCUGUUUCCUGCACACACACACACACACACAUAAAAUAUUUUAAAUUCAAGUUCACUGGAAU
Messenger RNA from Pseudonaja textilis, 828 nucleotides. The record is from RefSeq and is a predicted model, not a curated record. NCBI's taxonomy places the organism in Eukaryota, Metazoa, Chordata, Lepidosauria, Squamata, Elapidae.